AUGUUUAGACAAGUUAAAAGAAGAACAGCUGGGAGAAGAAACUUUGAAGAUUCUAUUGACGAAGAUUCACCAGUGAAAUAUUCUACUCCACCAACUUUAUACACAUCAAGAUUAUCAUUUUAUGAUUUACCACCAACUCAAGAAAUCACAUUAGAACAAUUUGAAACUUGGGCUAUUGAUAGAUUAAAAAUUUUAAUUGAAAUAGAAUCAUGUUUAGCUAGAUCUAAAUCAUUAAAAGAAAUUGAAAGUUCUGUUAAACCAUUGUUGUUGAAAUAUUUACCUUUGAAUCCAAAUGGUAGUGUUAAUUGUAUUGAAGAAAGAAUGAAGGAUCAUUAUAGUCAUUUUAUUCUUCGAUUAGUUUUUUGUCGUUCUGAAGAAUUAAGAAAGAAUUUUAUUAAAAAUGAAACUAUUUUAUUUAAAGUUAGAUAUAAUUUAUUACAACCAAAAGAACAACAAGAAUUUAUUGAGUUGAAUCAAUAUAGAUUACCUUGGAAAUAUAUCUCCAGUGAAGAGAAACAAAAAUUUUUACCACAAUUAAUUAAUGCUAGUGGUGGUUCAAUUAGAGGUCAAUUAUUAUCUGAAGGUGUAACUAAUAUAUCUAAUGAUCAGCUUAGACAACAUUUUAUUCAUAAAGAAAAUUUCAUUAAAUUACCAUUUGAAAAAGUUACAAAUUUGGUUAGUACAAGAUCCAUUUUCUUACAUAAAGGAUAUGGGUAUUUACCAACAAGUUUGCAAUUGAAUUUAUUAGCUAUUGAAUUUCAAGAAAUUUUAUCUAGUAAUUUAAUAAGAACUUUCCAAACAAUACCAAGAUUAGAAGAAGAUGAUAGAUUAUUACCAUUAUUGAAUAAUUUAUCACGUAAUUUUGCUAAUUUCCAAUAUGAAUCUGAAAUUGAUCCGGAAUUAAUUAGUGAUAUCAAUGCUAAACUGGUGCUUACUCCAUCAAUUACUAAACAUUUCCCCCUUUGUGCUACCAAUUUGCAACGUAAUCUUAUUGCCAAUUCACAUUUGAAAUAUGGAGGUAGACAACAAUUGGGAUUAUUUCUUAAAGGUAUUGGAUUAAAUGUUGAUGAAGCAUUAAAAUAUUGGAGUUAUCAAUUUACCAAGAAUAAUAUGACAUUAGAAACAUUCAAUAAAGAGUACAAAUAUAAUAUUCGUCAUCAAUAUGGAUUAGAAGGGGCUAGAAUUAAUUAUAAACCAUGGGAUUGUUCAACAAUUUUAUCUAAACCAAAACCAGCCAAUAAAAAUGAAUUUCAUGGAUGUCCAUAUCGUGAUUUCCCAAUUGAUUCAUUGGUUAGUAGUUUAAACAAUAUGGGGGUUAAAGAUCAACAAGAUUUAAACAAUAUAAUUGAUGAUGUCAAUAAACAUGAUUAUACCGUUGCUUGUACUAGAGUGUUUGAAAUUACUCAUUCAAGAAAUUUAACAAAUAAAGAAAGUUUACACAUAACUCAUCCUAAUUUGUAUUUCGAUAGGUCUAGACAAUUAGAAAGAAGUGAAAACAAACAAAAUGAGUAA
Molecule: messenger RNA, 1512 nt
Organism: Candida tropicalis MYA-3404
Lineage: Eukaryota; Fungi; Ascomycota; Pichiomycetes; Serinales; Debaryomycetaceae
Gene: PRI2
Product: DNA primase subunit
Exons: 1
Coding region: 1-1512 (503 amino acids)
Biological process (GO): DNA replication, synthesis of primer
Cellular component (GO): alpha DNA polymerase:primase complex
Source: RefSeq, a predicted model, not a curated record